Messenger RNA from Tremella mesenterica DSM 1558, 2916 nucleotides. RefSeq lists its product as uncharacterized. The coding region runs from base 1 to 2916 and encodes 971 amino acids. Gene Ontology annotation, biological process: mRNA splicing, via spliceosome. Gene Ontology annotation, cellular component: U2 snRNP; precatalytic spliceosome; catalytic step 2 spliceosome. Gene Ontology annotation, molecular function: RNA binding. The record is from RefSeq and is a predicted model, not a curated record. NCBI's taxonomy places the organism in Eukaryota, Fungi, Basidiomycota, Tremellomycetes, Tremellales, Tremellaceae. The transcript has 4 exons.
AUGAGCAACUUUCCACCUUUCCCACCUACCCGGACUACCGGACGAUAUUCCCCGAGUCAACCGUAUGGCGAUACUUCACCGUAUUCCACUUCCCCACCUUCUCGCGAUGCACCUUCUUACCCCUAUGCACCGCCUCCCACCCUACCGACCCCCCCUUACAGACCGUACGACGCUUACACCCCCGAACCACGUCAAGCUUAUGCAUACGAACAACCCCGUCGUUCGUUUGAAUCUGGCGGGUAUGACCCUUAUUCUCCUGGGAGACCCUCCAUGCGUCUACCUCCUCCCCCUCCAACCCUCCUCCCACAGGUAAAAGCAGAUACCUACAUCCCAGCUCCUAUUCCUCCGCGACCAAUCUCACCACCACCGAAACGUGUUCCUCCCGUCGUCGAUCGUCGCAUGUUUCCCAAAGAAGGCGAGUCACACGAGUUGAAUCUCAUCACGCAACCUACCAUGAUCACCAUUGGCAGCUACACCACGGCUAUGUAUAUGCUCCCACCUAGUCAUCUGCCCAUCACCAAAUACGUCACUCUCAGUCGAGACGACGCGCUGGAUGUUCAUCGUCAGAUGUGCAUGCGUAAUCCCUCCGUCUGGUAUGCCGAUGGAGCCGCCCGUGCCGGUGAAGGAUGGUCAUCUGCCGUCGAAUGGAUCAUUGAAUCCUCCGCAUCUGGCAGUAAGAUGCGUGGUGCGCUUGAUGGUGACGACGCGCUCAAUGCGGAGAUUGGAGGUAUCUGCAAAGCGGCCGAAGGGUUCCAAGAAAAGCUUCACCAAAGCAUCAAAGAUUCGAAACCUAUCAACCACGAGUUGAUCGUCUUCAGCAGCUCGCAAGCGGCCAUUGUCGCUGUCGAUACCGGUUCCCGCUCCGAGUCCUUAAGGUUCGAACGCAUCUGGAGGGAGAUAUGCUCAGAGUUCUUACAAGCGAAGAUGACACUUGUUUGGCUUCCGAAGAAUCCUCAGUUGGAAGGUCAGGUCUUGGCCAGCAAGAUUGCUUUUGUCGCAGCUAGUAAUUCCUACCUGAAACGCAAGAAAGAAGGUCUUUUGCCGGAAGCUUUCCGUCGGGCAGGUGCAGGAGAGCCGGCUCCCGGUGGCAGUAGUGAAGCUGGACCUUGGCAGAGGGGAGACGCCGAUCCAUCGAGGAUCAAAUUACCUUUCGAAAGACCUAAACCAUUACUCAUAUCUCCCAUUCUCGCCCCGGUGUCGAAAUCGUCUCCGGUUACGAAUGGUCUCAAACUAGACAUUACCGAUCACGGUGGUCGCGACAGCAGGUCGUCUUCUGUCAAAGCGCCUCGACUAUCGUCUCCUGAAACGACCCUACCCGUCACAGAGACGGACGAGGAGGGUAUGCAGGUGAAAGAGGGAUCCGUCUUUGUGACCAGAUUCCCUAGUGAAGUGUCAGCGAAAGACCUCGGAAUACUGUUCUCCCAAUUUGGUAACAUCGUAGCAGUUGACAUUUACCAUGUUUCGGCCAAUCUUCCCAGAUUCGCAUAUGUUGCUUAUUCAGAAGAUGAAGCAGGACCUUCUGCCAUCAGUGCGCUUCACGAAAAUUCCGUCCAGCUCGAUACUGACUUCGGUCGCGCGAAUUAUGCCGACCUCGCUGUGUGGCGUAAUUGGUCCGGAAAUCUCGUGGUCGUCAAAGCCGAACCUCCCCGUUUAGUCCCCGCAAGCGUGGCGGAGAGCUUUCCCGACCUUCCCGAUUGGGUCAAGGGAGACAAGAACGGUGUUGCCGGGGCACAGACGGAAGGUCGUCAUGUGGAAGAGGUCCACAAGAUUGAGGACGUACAAAGGAAACGGUCUAGAGAGUUGGAAGAACCUGGACAGGUGGAACCUGCAUCCCCAGUUUCACGUGUCCGAUCACCAUCGCCCAAACGACCUCGUCAGAGCUCUGCGACUGAACCACAGGCUGAACAAGAAGUGUCAAUCAAAGUCGAGCCUAAGACCGACCUAACGACCUCUCCAAUCCUCCAUACUCCCGCGCAAUCAAGGGAUGAGCAGACGUACAGAGAGGAAGUCAAGCCUGAUCGACGCCCCACCCCUCCACCUACGUCGACAUUUGCCCUACCACCUCGUCCUGUCGAUCCGCAAGCCAUGAAUCGAUCUUUCCCCAUGCCUCCAACACCUAGUACGGCAGUGGUCGAACGAUCUAAUAAUGUGUCACAUUCUCCUCUUCCUCAUACUCCAGCCAGUAUCAACUCUCAACCUCCCCAGCCUCAAUCUCAAUCCUCGGCCCCUGUUCGGUCAUCCUCAGCAACACCAAGCGCGGGUCGAACUCCCAAUCUAUCUCAGACUCAAUCUCAAGUACACUCUCAGGGUUCAGCAUCCAACAAAUUACCACUCACCAACUCUGCGGCAGAACCCAUCGAUACUCCCGUUCAAAUCGGUACCCAGACUCUCCGUCUUUUACUUCACCUAGUCCGUGACGUCUUGCCGAAACAUGACCCAUCUAAUUGGAUUGCGCAUUCUUGUCUCGUAGCUACUGAAAUCGACACGGCUCGUCGAGGUCUUCAAAAAGAUUUGUAUGCGACAGAUGAGGCGUUCCUCUCUGGCAGAGAAUUCGAACGUGUCUUGGCUACAAGAGGUUUCACUCCCGCUCGUGUGGAUACAUUCAUCAAGAAAGUCCUUGGGGUAUUGGAUGGAAUAGCCAUGGCUGAAGAAGGUGAAAUAGAUGGGAAUGUCUUGAAUGAUGAUGUGGAGACAUUGGAGAAAGAACUGGAAGUGGAAUUGUCCAAGUAUUCCGAACAGACCAAAGAGGCUAUCAUGUCAGGUGGGAAAGUGAUGGAAUAUUUGAACAAGGGAAAGGAAUUGCAAGAGAAGAAAAGGUUGGAAAUUGAAAGAAGGGUAAAGGUUUUGGAAGGAAUGAGUAAAAUUGGAGACACAGUUUCUGCCGUGGUACGGUUCUUGUUGACUGAAGAUAAGUAA